Messenger RNA from Dryobates pubescens (Downy woodpecker), 939 nucleotides. Its product is annotated as olfactory receptor 49-like. The transcript has a single exon. The record is from RefSeq and is a predicted model, not a curated record. Gene Ontology annotation, molecular function: olfactory receptor activity; G protein-coupled receptor activity. Gene Ontology annotation, cellular component: membrane. Gene Ontology annotation, biological process: G protein-coupled receptor signaling pathway. The coding region runs from base 1 to 939 and encodes 312 amino acids. Lineage: Eukaryota; Metazoa; Chordata; Aves; Piciformes; Picidae.
AUGAACCACACAAGAGUGGUGGAAUUUGUCCUCUUGGGGCUGACCAACAACCGGCAGCUGGAGAUCAUCCUCUUUCUGUUUCUUAUGGUUGCCUACGUCUUGAUCUUGCUUGGAAACAUCACUGUCGUCAGUGUCACUCUGGUGAGCCCUAGCCUUCAGACUCCAAUGUACUACUUCCUCAGAAUUUUUUCCCUGCUGGAAAUCACUUUCACCACCACAUUCAUUCCCAGCACCCUCUACAGCCUUCUGACAGAGAGGAAGAGGAUCUCCUUGCCUGGCUGUUUCCUUCAGAUGCUGCUUUUCUUUUUCUUGGGCACCUGCACUUUUUUCCACAUGGCAGCGAUGUCCUUCGAUCGCUUUGUUGCCAUUUGCCUCCCGCUGCAUUACACAACAAUUAUGAAGACCAGGUUUUUUCUCCAGCUGAUCCUGACUUGCUGGGCAGUGAGUUUUCUCUUGAUGUUUCCCCCCACCAUUAUGAUUGUCCAGUUGCCGUUCUGUGGUCCCAAUGUCAUGAACCAGUUUUACUGUGACACCUCCUGCCUGUUGCAGCUGUCCUGCACAGACACAGGGUUCAUUGAAGGACUGAUGCUUAUCGUACUGACUAUCCUCAUAGUUGGUACCUUUAUAGUGACUGCUGUUAGUUACAGCUGCAUUGUUAUCACCAUCUUGCACAUCCCAUCUUCCACAGGUCGCAAGAAGGCAUUUUCCACUUGCUCAGCUCACCUGGUGGUGGUGCUGGUAUUUUACAGCACCUGUACUUACCGGUACAUCCGCCCAGCACAGCGAGGUGGGCAGGACUCAGACAAAGUGCUUGCUUUCUUGUUUUCUGUGGUGACUCAGAUGCUUAACCCUUACAUCUAUUCACUCAGGAACAAUCAAGUCAAACAAGCCUUGAAGGAGAGCAUGCUGAAGGCAUUUUCUAGCUCCCUAAGGCAGUAG